Molecule: messenger RNA, 1674 nt
Organism: Mustela lutreola (European mink)
Lineage: Eukaryota; Metazoa; Chordata; Mammalia; Carnivora; Mustelidae
Gene: IDNK
Product: IDNK gluconokinase
Exons: 5
Coding region: 912-1337 (141 amino acids)
Cellular component (GO): cytoplasm
Molecular function (GO): gluconokinase activity
Source: RefSeq, a predicted model, not a curated record
UCGCGGCGGGUCGCGGGGGGCGCCCUGGAGGAGGCGGCGCGCGUAGCGGAGGCAGGAGGCGUCACCGUUCCGGGCCCGCGGGGUACGCAGGGCUCUGGGGAACCUCCGGCCUCCCUUUGCUGAUGAGGAAGCUGCGGCUCGGGGGCACCUGCUCUCUCUCCCCACCCUCCAACCUGCUCGCCCCGGGGUGCCGAGAUCCGUUACCCUAGAGGCUCAGAGGGGCAGCCCUUUGUGAAGAAGCGCCUGCAGCGGCGCCGCCCGCCGUGGCUCCGUUGGUCCUCAGGGCCGGUGUCUGGGAGCCUCUUGUCAGAACGGGGUGGAAGGGCGCGAGGCCCAAAGCUCAGGGGCGAACCUGUUCCACUCUCCCACACACCUUUGUGAGGCUGGACGGAGGGGCAGCUCCCUCCUGCGAGCUGCAGGACUUGUGCGAUGAGAUUUCAGAAAGGGCAUUUCACCUCUGGUCUGUUUUCUCUGUGCUGUGAUCAGCGUUUAUCAGCUUUACCUGAAAGUCAGAGUAAAUAAAUAGAGUUCCAAAUCCCCCCAAGGGUUUGCAAGGAGGACCGCCGGGUGCGCCAGAGCCUCUCUGCUCAGCCCAGUCUGGCCAACUUGGGGGCUGGGAGCUAGACUUUGGCUUCCUGAUUAGACCAAAAAUCUAACCGCGCCCUUUACCCGAAAAGGGAGCCACUGCUUUGAUCCGCCACAGGAGGCAAAAGACAAACCUUAAUCAAGUGGAAUAAUUUAAGUUCAAAGACCUGUAGUGCCCUUCUAGAAUUUUCUGCGCCACGACUAUCUUGUGUGGUCAAGUACGGAUUAAAGACUCUUGCUCCAGAUCAACCGUGGGCGCCCUGCUGGCCUCCGAGCUGGGAUGGAAAUUCUAUGAUGCGGAUGACUAUCACCCAGAGGAAAACCGAAUGAAGAUGGGAAAAGGGAUCCCACUGAAUGACCAGGACAGGAUACCAUGGCUCUGCAACUUACAUGACAUUUUACUAAGAGAUGUAGCCUCUGGACAGCAUGUGGUUCUAGCCUGUUCGGCUCUGAAGAAAGCGUACAGAGACAUCUUAAUACGAGGAAAAGAUGGUGCAUCCCCGAAGUGUGAUGAGACGGGGAAGGACAAACACCCAGCUGAAGUGAAGCUCCUCGUGGUCCAUCUGAGUGGGUCCUUUGAGGUCAUCUCUGGGCGUUUACUCAAGAGAAAAGGACACUUUAUGCCCCCUGAGUUAUUGGAGUCCCAGUUCGAAACUCUGGAGCCCCCAUCGGCUCCAGAAAACUUCAUCCAAAUCAGUGUGGACAAAAAUCUUUCAGAGAUAAUUGCUACAAUAGUGGAAACUCUAAAAUGAAAAUCGCUUCAGAUCGGGGGUCCAGAACAAUCAGGCAGACAUUUCCAUCCCAUCCCAAACUAGGUCUACUGGUUUUGCCAGUAUUCUAAUUUCUUGGGGUGAACAAACCCUAGUGUACUGAACUCUACUUGCCUGGGUGUAUUUUUAGGCAUUUGUGCUCUGGCACAUGAGGAGGAGACAGGAGGGCACUUUGAAAGUAAAGCUUCAAUAGAAAUUCAAAUUCCUGUGACCUAAUCAGAUGAUCAGAGGGAAUUCUAUAAUCAAUGCUGUAAAUCACCUCAUUUAGAACAUCCUUGAUCAUGCCUAGAUCUGAUCAAAUAAAUGAAACUUGGCUAUA